AUAGAACUCAAGGUGUUCCGUGUUUUUUUUUUUUUUUUCAAAAGACAUACCUUUCGCACGUAAAAUAAGAAGUCGUAGCUGCUUGCUUUGGGUUUGAACAGGUCUCCAGUCGAUGUUCUUAUUGAGAAGAAGCUCUGAGCACCAAUGGCGUCGUCUCUCUCCACACUACAGCAGCACCUCUUAUGUCCUAUUUGCUUGGAAAUUUUUACCGACCCAGUUUUACUGUCCUGUGGGCACAGUUUCUGCAGGACGUGUCUACAGCAGAGCUGGACUCAGAGUCCAGGUAGAGAAUGUCCCGUAUGUAGAAGACGCUCAUCAAAAGAACUACCUGCACCUGAUCUGGCUCUGAGGAACACCUGUGAAUCUUAUCUACAGCAGAAGAAAGAGGAAGGUUCUAGAUCACAGGGUGUUCUGUGUUCUCUACACUCUGAGAAGCUCAGUAUGUUCUGUGUAAAUGAUGAGAAGCUGGUCUGUGUGCAGUGCGUAACUGAAGAUCAUCAGAAUCACAGUUUCUGCUCCAUCAGUAAAGCUGCAGACUCUCGAAAGGAAACACUUCAGACCCAUCUUCAAACUUUGGAGAAGAAGCUUGACAUUUUUAAAAAUGUUAAAGAUAACAGUGACAGAGUGGCUGCGCACAUUAAGUCUCAGUUCCUGCAGACUGAGGAGAGGAUAAAGCAGGAGUUUGAGAAGCUCCACCAGUUCCUCAGAACAGAGGAGCAGAACAGAAUCUCUGCUCUGAGAAACGAAGAGGCUGAGAAGAGCCAGAAGAUUAAGAACAUCAUUAAAGAUCUGGAAAAUCAGAUAAAGGAGAUCAGCACUCGAAUCAGAGAGUCGGAGGAUAAGAUAAAGGAUGAAGCCUUGCUUCUGCAGGACUUUAAGAGAGCAAUUCAAAGAGCUCAGUACACUGUUCCAGAUCCAAAACCUGAUUCAGUGCCUCUGAUUGAUGUGGCCAAACAUCUGGGGAACCUGAGCUUUAAUGUGUGGAGAAGAAUGAAGGACUGCUGUCCAUACUAUCCGGUGGUUUUGGAUCCAAACACUGCAAACUCCUCCCUCAGUAUCUCAGCAGAUCUGAGCAGUGUCUCAAUCUCUACUGAAAACCAUCAACUUCCAGAUAAUCCAGAGAGGAUGAGCGUUUAUGAAGUGGCUCUGGGUUCUGAAGGGUUCUCCUCAGGAACCCACAGCUGGGUGGUGGAGGUUGGAGACAAUAAGAACUGGGUUGUAGGAGUAGCUGAAGAGUCCGUCAACAGGAAGGAAAGAAUUGGAGCAAUCCCAGAGAACGGGCUCUACUGUAUAUGGAGAUGGAACAAUGAAUUUUUUGCUGGAAUUAGCUAUUCUAAUAAAAAGAUUAUAGCAGAACCAACUGUGAAGAGAAUUAUUGUGAUUCUUAACUGGGAGACAGGUCAGGUGACUUUCUCCAACUUUGACACUAAAGCAGCCCUACACACCUUUAUAAACCCAAUCAGAAAGAAAAUGUACCCGUACUUCUACAAUACCAGCAUAAACCCACUGAAAAUCCUGCCUCUCCAGACCUCAAUCACAAAUAAAAUCGAAUGAAACUCUCACCAGCCGAUUAAUUACCUGUAAAAUCACUUACUAAUUAAGUAAAAGACAACAACUAGAAAAAAAAUGCUUUUUAACAUAUAUACAUACAAUACAUGUUUUAUAUUGUGACUGUCAUACAAAUAAUGGCAAGUUUCCAGAACAAUUUCCAUCAUUUCUAUUGGUCCAACUUGGCUUCCCUGGUUCUAACAAACAAAUGUUGAAUUAUUUGCAUUGCUUAAUUUGCACUAAUAUUAAGUGUUGAAAAUAAAUUAAUUCCACAUGUUUUCUAAACAUGGAAAUAAAAAAUUCUGAUUGUGACGCAGCACCAGUGGGUUCCAAA
This is a messenger RNA of Astyanax mexicanus (Mexican tetra), 1882 nucleotides long. RefSeq names its product E3 ubiquitin-protein ligase TRIM39-like. Gene Ontology annotation, biological process: protein ubiquitination. Gene Ontology annotation, molecular function: protein binding; zinc ion binding; ubiquitin-protein transferase activity. The coding region runs from base 145 to 1554 and encodes 469 amino acids. The record is from RefSeq and is a predicted model, not a curated record. The transcript is spliced from 7 exons. NCBI's taxonomy places the organism in Eukaryota, Metazoa, Chordata, Actinopteri, Characiformes, Acestrorhamphidae.